UGGGAAAAAUGUAUCUGUCAAAGUCAAAAAGGGUUUCCUUUCUUUUCUGUCAACUUCGGCAAAAUGACGACCCCAGCAACAAAACCCAAAAGAGAACCGAUCCACGCCGUCCAAGUGUUCGGCAGGAAGAAAUCUGCGACAGCAGUAGCUUACUGCAAAAGGGGACGCGGUGUUUUGAGGGUAAAUGGACGCCCCUUGAGCCAGAUCGAGCCUAAAAUGCUCCAAGACAAACUACAAGAGCCCAUCCUACUUUUAGGAAAGGACAAAUUCUCUGCUGUCGAUAUCAGAGUACGUGUAAACGGUGGUGGACAUGUAUCCCAAAUCUACGCCAUCAGACAAGCUAUCUCUAAGGCUUUGGUAGCUUACUAUCAAAAAUAUGUUGAUGAAGCAUCCAAAAAGGAAUUGAAAGACAUCCUGAUCCAAUACGAUCGUACCCUCUUGGUAGCCGAUCCUCGUCGUUGCGAACCCAAGAAGUUUGGUGGUCCAGGUGCCCGUGCCCGCUACCAAAAAUCGUACCGUUAAUCUAUAUUUUGUCUAUUUGUAUUUUCAAAUAAACAUUAUAAUUUAAGGUAAUUGUGGUGU
This is a messenger RNA of Ceutorhynchus assimilis (cabbage seed weevil), 582 nucleotides long. The record is from the annotation of a GenBank genome assembly. NCBI's taxonomy places the organism in Eukaryota, Metazoa, Arthropoda, Insecta, Coleoptera, Curculionidae.